This is a messenger RNA of Carcharodon carcharias (great white shark), 3621 nucleotides long. It is a transcript of the gene dnajb5, whose product is annotated as DnaJ heat shock protein family (Hsp40) member B5. Gene Ontology annotation, cellular component: cytosol. The coding region runs from base 178 to 1233 and encodes 351 amino acids. Gene Ontology annotation, molecular function: protein-folding chaperone binding. Gene Ontology annotation, biological process: negative regulation of transcription by RNA polymerase II. The record is from RefSeq and is a predicted model, not a curated record. Lineage: Eukaryota; Metazoa; Chordata; Chondrichthyes; Lamniformes; Lamnidae. The transcript is spliced from 4 exons.
CGGUGAUAAGAUAAAUGGACCAAUCAACGCCUUGGUAGGCGGGCACUGAAGCAGCUAGCAAGAUAGGUAGCACUGGAGAGCGCUUCUGGUUGACGUGUUGGUUUAAAGUACAGGGGGAAAAAUUAUUUAACGAAAGAUCGUUGCUGGCUGAUCAACGUUUCUGGGGGAAAAAAAAUCAUGGGUAAAAAUUACUAUAACAUCCUUGGUAUCAGCUCUGAAGCCAACGAAGAUGAAAUUAAAAAAGCUUACAGAAAAAUGGCCUUGAAGUUUCACCCGGAUAAAAACAAAGAGCCCAAUGCCGAGGAGAAAUUUAAAGAGGUGGCCGAGGCUUACGAAGUGCUCAGCGAUCCCAAGAAGAGAUCCAUUUACGAUCAAUAUGGGGAAGAAGGUCUGAAGGCUGGAGGAGCCUCUACUGGUGGCCCUGGUAACACGUUCCACUACACUUUCCAUGGUGAUCCCCACGCUACUUUUGCUUCCUUUUUUGGUGGUUCCAGUCCUUUUGAUAUUUUCUUUGGUACUCAAGGACGCUCCAGAAUGGCUAAUGACUUCACUCAUGAAGACAUGGACAUUGACGAUGAUGAUGAUGACCACGAUCCCUUCAAUGCAUUUAACCGUUUUAGUUUCAACGGAAUGAAUGGAUUUCAUCGGCGGCAUCCAGAUCCCUUCCACACUCGAAGAAAGAUACAGGAUCCCCCUGUAAUUCAUGAACUUAGAGUAUCUCUUGAAGAAAUCUAUCAUGGUUGUACUAAAAGAAUGAAGAUUACACGUAGACGGUUGAACCCAGAUGGCCGAACCACAAGGACCGAAGACAAAAUUUUGAAUGUUGUUAUUAAAAAAGGUUGGAAAGAGGGCACAAAAAUCACAUUCCCCAGGGAAGGUGAUGAAACAGCAACCAACAUACCAGCUGAUAUUGUCUUUAUUCUGAAAGACAAGCCUCAUCUCCAUUUCAAGAGAGAUGGAUCCAAUGUUGUUUAUGUCGCGAAGAUCACCCUUAGAGAGGCCUUAUGUGGUUGCACAGUUAAUAUUCCUACAAUUGAUGGCAGAGUGAUUCCCCUACCUUGCAAUGAUGUUAUCAAGCCUGGGACUGUGAAGAGGCUGAGAGGCGAGGGUUUACCGUUUCCUAAGACACCUACUCAACGCGGUGACUAUAUAGCAGAGUUUCAGAUAAAAUUUCCUGACAAAAUGCCUCAAACAACGAAAGAAAUCCUGAAGCAACACCUUCCAAUCUCUUAGAACUCAAAUCAAAGCAAUAUAUAACACUGUGCCAGAAGUUUGAAGAAACGAACAAAGGAUCAUACAUUUUCUAAUAUAAUGUAAUACAUUUUAAAGAAAAUUAUUUUAAGUCCGAGCUUUUCAGUUCUUUAUUAUGCUGAACCUUGUAAACAUAACAAUGGUAAGUGUGCAAAAGAACUGUAGAAUCUGUUUUAGUAGAAUAAUAAUCUUAACGCAUACUGAAAUCACUUUUCACCAGUGUCAGGUUGGGGUGGGAGGGAGCAGGUGGGGGAAACCUAUUUUAAAUAUGCCUGCAUGUGAGAGGAUAUGGUGCAGUGCUACAUCACUAAAGCUGGAUUUGUCCAGUAUGGUGUAAUUUAGUAGUAACUAAAGUACCUGCAUAAUAAAUCAGAGAUGGUCAUUUGAAAGUUGAGCUUUUAGGCAUUAUUCUUCAAGAGAAACACUAGAUAAUUGUAAGCUAAAAUGACACUGGCCAGUAGUAUUGAAGCACAAGUCAUCAUGGUGCCAUAAAAGGGUGCGAGUUUGUUUGAACCAUGGAAUAAUUUGUACAAGUUUACAAAAGUCCACUGCAGCAAAAAAAGUUUCAACUUUUGAAAAGCUUUGCAACAAUAUUGGUUAUAAUUUUUUUCCACCAUGUUUCACAAUUUGGGUUAAGUUACUGAUCAGAAUUACAUUUGGACCUAUACACUGGAAGUUUUAGAGGCAAAAACAACCUUUUUAUGUAGAGGAGCCAUUAUUUCAAGUAAGUUUGCUUUUGAGAAGCGAUAUGUACAUCACACAUCGUUAAUAGUGGAGAAAAUGAAGUUUUAAGUAUUAAGUUAAUUGACUGUAGCAAUAUAGUACUAAACGCAGAAUUUGAUAUUUUAUAUGUUUUAAAAAAAAGCAUUUUCUUACAAAGUCAUCUGUCAGCAACAGAAUCGGUAGCUUUGGAGGCUUACAAUUUCACAAUUUUAAAAUUGAACCAAGUUUGAGCUGGAAUUUUGAGCAUUAGGGAAACUUAUUAAACUGAUACACUCUUGACUUUCCUUCGUGAUCAUUGAAAAACAUUUUUGUUUAGUAUUUGUCACAUGUCAAAUGUUCAACUUUGUAUUUUCUUCUGUUUUGUAUGAAUUCCUAUAUAUAAUGUCAUGUUUAAAUUCUCCAGCUUUCUGCGAACAGUCACUGCAGCUCUUAUAUCUGAAGCAUUUUAACAGAAGUUGUUUUUGGUUUCCCUUGUUUUCUGUAUUAUGACUUAUACUAUUUUUAAUUCACCCAGCUUUCCCUAUGCUACCACACAUUUAAUUACAAAAUCAGAUUUUAUACUCACUGUUUAUUAUCGACAAGUCAUCAUUAUUUUAUUAGCUUUUUUGCAGUACAGUUAUUCCAUUGUUCUUCUUCACAGCCUAGCCAAACUAUUUUAUAUUUUGCUUGCAAUGAGCUGAAACACACUCCAUUCUAGUUCCCAAUUUUUAUAGACUUAUAUGCUUCAUUCAUUCAUGCUAGUAUGAUGGCUGAAGUUGGUACAUACAAGAUUUAGAGAGCAGUUUUGUAGUCUACAGGGGAAUGAUGUAAGCAAGGGAGACACUCUGCAAGAGUUUCUGGUGGUCUUUUUUUGACCCCUACAACUAAUAUAAAAAAACCGGUGUGGAAAGAGUUUUUGCUUGCACUAUAACUCAGGGCUGCAUGUUUUUGCUGCUGAGUAUACCUGCUGCUGUAAAACAUUUUGUGAAAUUUGUACAAUUAUUACUAUUUUAUAAUCUGGUAAAUUGGUUCUUUAGUAGGGUUUGCACAAACUAUUGCCAAGUUUCAUCAAAAUGCAAAAUUAUUAAGCAGUGUUCUUUUUCACCAUUUCCCCUCUUUUCCUUCACCCCCAUAUGGUUAAAAUAAAACAUACUGCCAAUUAAAGAAGAAAAAAGCGCAAUCUGUAUUGACUGGAAGUUUUGAAACCCUCCUCUUUUCUAUAUGUUCAUAUGACGGCAUACAAAAUUAUAAACAAUGGUUCAGAUGUGUAGUGUAGCAAUGAAAAUAUUUUAAAUAUUUUUUUUAAGUUAGUUGGUAUUCCAGUACUAGUAAAGAGCAUCAGGACGUUGCAAAUGCUAGAUAAAUGUUUAAUUUUUUGAGUCUGCUUUUUACACUUUCAUGGGAAUGACAGGAAGCAGAGCUGCCCCUACACAAUUAGGAACCAAAAACUUUAUAAUGUGCUAAUAGGAAAGGAAUGAAAGUAGCACAGGUGCUGCUUGAAAAAGAAUAUGAAACUCUAUUCCUGUAUCUUAAUUUUUUUUAUUGAUUUUAAAGAGACUUCCAAAAGAAGAAAAAUCCACACAGGUCCUUUUUCAAUAAAUUGUUGACACUUUCAAUAUUUCCAUCUGUAUUUUAAUUCGUAAAAAAAUAAACUGCAUUUUGACUGAA